GAAAAAAGAUUUGUUUGUAUUUAAACUAAUCACACCCAUCCAAGCCCAGGAUGCAGUGACGGUCUCCCCUCAAAAUAGUGACAGGUGACUUGUUUUUGUGAAAUAUUUGCACACAGGGAGAUGAACGCUCAUUUAAAUGGCCACUUCACUAAAAACACCCAGCAGGGCUCCCUUAAUGCACGAUUCAGAUCUUUGGCAAAACUUGAAACUGAUUGAGGCUGUUGAUGUCCUUUUCUUACAGUUAAGGUGAUUUUGAAAACGGCAGCAUUUAGACAGCAGAGAGAGUAGAAAACUGCACAAAAUCUUCGGCCAAUUUAUACGAACAAGCUACAUCCAGUGAGUCAGAUUAAUAAGCACCAAACAUAAGGAACUGACACUGUCUGUGUUUUGUUUAUUGUUUAGUUUCUGGUUUGAAAGGGGCGAUGGGUGUAUUUCUGUAGUACAGCUUGUUAUUGUGUUGUGCAGAGUACUUUUGUCAUUUUUGUAAAGGUGAGCUGGUGGGCUUGAGCUGCAGCGCGUGAACAAGAUGUGGGGGCUUUUAUCAAUGACUGGACAGGGACUAAGAAAACAACACUGGAAACAUUUAGAGGAAAGUCUAAAUACCUUUAGUUUUUAAUAAGGGUUAGGCUUGUACGAGUUAAGAUUUGUCUAAUCCUCAUGGAAGCGUCAUGCAUAAAACACAAAAGGGUGAAACGCUUAAGGUGGGUGAAUACUUUUUCUAGGCAACGUAGAUCUUGUUUUAAGCAGUUACAAGCUAAAAUGUGUUUUACACAAUUAAAAUCAUCAGCAUAUUUCAUGGAUUAUUCACGAAGAUGAACACCUCCCAAAACAAGAAUCUGGAGGAGAAGCAUUCCACAUGGACUUUACAAGUAGGUCAGCAGAACAUCCCAGGAAGGAUGUUUUCCAGCUUCUGUCACAGUCUGUUUUCCACCUGUUUUUAUUUCUUCUCUUUCUAAGCCUAAAACCAGGAAGGAGUGAGGUGUUGAAACUGUGGAUGUGGUCAGGAAGUCCCAAAGUCACAUCAGGGUCACAGGGGGAAUAUUUACCUUCAUUUAUUGCCUGAAUGUUGAAAUGAAGCGCAGAACAGAUGGACAUGAAAUGAAAUGCUUGCCUGUGGGGAAGCUCACACCCUUUCGUCAAACAUCACAUCAACCUGUGUGAUCUGGGGACACCUGCUGGACGCUUCCUGCCAUUACAGCGUAGACGGAUCAACGCCCAUGUCUGAAUUUUUCAUCAGUUUGAGAAAGAUUCCAAUUCCUCACGAAGCAGCCGGAAUUAAAAGAAGGAACAACAGACCAAUAAAUAUAUAUUUUUUUAAAAACACCACCUGCAGUGCUGCCUCCUCAUCCUUCUUCCCUCUGCAUCAGAUCCUCCCCAUCUUUACACACCGAUCCGCCUCCUCCUGCGCUCCUGUCCGGAGACUCCAGCGCAUCCAGCAGCCGCAGCAGACCUGUGGAGGACCUACAAACUCUCUGAGCCUUUUAUUUCACCACCACACCAAGAUGGGAAUUGCAGGAGCGGUUUGUGACAACCCUGCAGGCGCACAGUAAGUGAACAGACCCAUCGUUUGUUGAGAGUUUCUACACCUGAGAGAAGCAGGAAGAGGAACCAUGAUCGACCUGAGCCACCUGACAGAGGAGGAGCAGGGGAUGAUAAUGACGGUGCUGAAGAGGGACGCCGAGCUGAAGAAGGCCGAGGAGGAGAGAAUCAGGAAACUGGAGGAAAUACUGAACAGCGAAACGCAGUCAGACACCAACCUCAAGUACAUGACGGGAGAGUGGUUUUAUGAGGCCAAGUCCCGCCGACACCAGGACAAGAUCCACGGCUCGGAGAUCAUUCUGGCCUCCAUGAAGCAGGGGAAAGCGAUUGGUUUCGAUGGAUCUCUCAGACUUGACAAAUCCAAGACGCUCAGCAGUCGAGGCUCAGAACUUGUUGCUCCAGUGAAACCUGCCAGAUGUUGGGAAGGACUACAGCCACCGGAGAUCAAUGAUGCAGAGAAAGAGAAUCGAAUUUCAGCUUUUCGCUCCACGAGAACGUCAAGGCAAAACCCUUUUAACCGUCCUUCCCUCAAUAUUUUUGAGCCUCCUGAAUAUAACCAUGACUUUUCAAUCAUUCAGGACAAAGAGUCUCCAGAGAGAGAGCCCAUCUCUCCACUGAAAAGCCAGCCGCCCGGUGAAACCAGCCAGACUUCAGGCGGCUCCGUCACAUCAGAGGGAUCCUCUGUAGGUUUCAGGCCGGUGCCAAAGAAGAGGACGUUCCUCUCAAGGCGCAAUCAAACAGAAAGCAACGGUGUGGGGUCAGACGCUCAGGUGGGGUCAGCUGGGAUUGUUCCUGCCCCAAGACAGAGCCUCCAGCGGGGAUCCAGCGGCAGCUCGAGCCAGUCCUGCCCGAAGAGCCAAGAAGAAAUGUCUCAGAAAGGUGCAGUUUCUAAUCAGGAGUCUCAGUCUGCUGAGGAAAAUUCCCUGCAGCUGCUGAGUGACAUUCCUCAGGUUUCCUCGAAUUCAAAUAUGGAGAGAGAAAGAAAACCACCUUUUAUAGCAAGACAGCCCUCCAGGAGUGACGUGUCCACUGAGAGACAAAUGCUGCAUACGAGAGAAGAACAGGACGAUCAGACCCAAAGAGAUCAUCCGGUUUUACACCUUGUCACCCAGAAUACCAGCAACACCCAGGACCAACAAUAUAACAGCAGUGUGGGAACAACAGUGAGGCAGGAGGAGCUGAGUCUGCCCCAAAGCACUGUGGACCAAGAUCCUCCCACAUCUUAUGACCUCUGCUUCAUUGAUCAACAAACUCAGAGGUCAAACCAGGCGCACAUCUUUAAAUUAUCCACCCAGGCCACCAGUCCCACCGGUGACGAGGAGGACUCCAUUAAUAAGGUGCUGGACUGGUUCAGUCGCAGUAUGGACAGCGGUGAUUGGCUAGAUACUGAAGAUGCUCCAAAGAGCUCAAACAAACAUGCGGAAGUCAGUAAAUCAAGAGGUGAAGACGCCGGGGCUGACAGAAAAACAGCAAGGAGGAGUCAUUUGCAAAGACAGAGCAGUGAGGAUAAAAAGUUAAGAGCAACAGACAGGGGAAGCAGCAAAAAACUGAUGGAAACACAAGAGGAGGUUGAUAUUAGAAGAAGAAUUCACUCACAGGAUGUAAAAGAUAAUGUUGAUGAAAGUCAAACACCUAAUAUCUCUCAUCUGAAGUCAUUGUGGGAGAAAAGCAGCACGGGCCCUAAAAUACUUAUUGGCAACAAAGGACAAAAACCAGCUCAACUCUUAGCAGAGAAACAGUCCGAUGUGCCCAGUGCUCCUGGAAUAUACAGUGAAAAGGAAAUUUACGAUGAUUACACCUCGAAUCAAAGUGAUGAAAGAGAGCAUCAGCUGGUGAUCAGUCCGCAGACGGACGUGGUUGACAAUCUUCACUUCCACCAGCAAGUUAGCAAUCUUAAAUCAUCAAAAAGGAACAAUAAUGACUCAGAAUAUAGCUCAGAUUAUCUAAAGCUGAUGUCCAGUCCCCAAGAGUCUGAUAAUGAGAUUUUAUUAACCAGAUUCAAUCAAUCUGCAAGGACAGUCGUCGAUCCGGAGUCUGAGAGCAUCUCUUUAGUUGAACCAAAUCUGGAAUCGGAAUCAAGAGAAGAAAUCCUGCAAGAGAGCAUGUCAAAAACUGUUCCUGUGUCUCGGAUUGAUGUGGAUUUCCAAACAGAGAAGCUUCGUUUGUCCAGAAACAGCCAGAAUGUGGAGUUUAAACAAGGUGGGAGUGAAGGCCAAGUCAGAGGCAAAGAUUCAAGUGAAGACAUAAAGAGGAGGGACAAUGAGGAUCAAAGUACACCUCCUAGGAGAAAAGAAGAUGCAUUCAAUAAGAGAGGAUAUCAGCAUCAAGAAAAUACAGCAGAGAGGAUCCAGCAGCUCAAGGCUUUCUGGGAGAAGGAGAGAAACAAGCCGAUGUUCUACACCAGCAAACCUAAACCUCUCGGAGAUGAGAAAGUCGCACGUGGAGCGAAUCAGGCAAGACUGAACAAAAGAUUCACAAAAUCAGAGUUCGAUCUGACGUCACUUGGAAACGAAUCAGGUAGCGAUGAGGAAGACGCUUACAGAAAUCAUCCAAAUUUCACUAUCCUCCCUUUAAAUCAGCGAUUGGAGAGGCUGUCCCCAAGUCUUGGCACGAGUCGGAGACAGUUUAACACCCUGCGUGACUUCUGGGAUGAAGCCACGUCCGACUCUAAGGAAUCGUUUCCCUUUGACAAGCUCAAGAGCCCCAAAAGAAAAGAGUCGCUAAAUGCCCAGCUUUCAUCUCCGGAGCUGAAGAGUGGCGACCCAGACGUUUACCGCCUAUCCUCCGCUGUCGAGAAAACCAGACCAGCUGCCAAGAAAUCAUCUCCGCCUCCUCAGAAUCGAUCAAAGUCGCCUCACGACAGACAGACGGGGUCGGGGUCGAGAGCAGUGAGCGACAGCAAAAACAACCUGCAUAAUUACAUGUCAGUUGAACCGGGCCAGCAGAGGCAGUCGAGGAGGAGCUCAAAGGAGUCCAACAGAGAGUUCUCAAAGCUACAGAGCAGCAAAGAAAUACGUCCUCCAAAAGGCAGAAAAGACAGCUUCAGCAGCUCCAGCAGUCGUGGCAACUCUUUGCGUCGUGCCACGAGCAUGUUCGCUUUGAGUGUCGCAGAUGACAAAGAUCAGAGAGCGGAUGUCAGCCCAUUUCACUCCCAGAGCAGGAAGCCGAGGCAGAACUCUGACAAAGGAUCGAGAAGAUCAUCAGACGGCGCCGAGACUUUGACUCCGCGUGCUCGAGCGUUUGUUCCCAGAGAUUAUCGCCAUUACCUGGGGAUGACCGAUGACACCGCCGUCCACGCGUCACUCACCCCGACCCUGAAGGACGAAGGCUCAGACGGCAAAUCUGGGUUUGAGGUUGACAUGAGUGGACCAGUAAAAGCCAGUACCCCAGUUAGCUCCGAGGAGCGUUAUGGCAGGAAGGCCAACAAGAUGAGCCAGCGCCCCCUGUGGGCCAAUUACAGCAGCUCGGACGCCGGACAGGAGUCGUCUCUGAGCAGCACAUCAGAAACCUGGUCCACCUCCAGGAACAGCUCAAAUCGUGAAAAUGACGUUGAUGACCAGAAUCCUGUAAGGAAAGCAUUAUGGCGAGCAGAAACGCGGCCCAAAAAUCUGGCUAAAAGCAUGGAGGACAUCACCGCUUCACUAUCACCACGACAAGAAAGAAGACAAGACCCAACUCCUGACCUCAGACGCAUAAGUGAUGCUUCCACCAUCCCGUCGCCCUCCUCGUCCUUGUAUUCGGACCCAGACCACCUGAAGAAGAUGAGCAAAUCGGUUCCUUUGUUCUUACAGAAGGAGGAUACUGACGGAGACUCUGACACCAUUUAUGAGGACACUUACCGCCGAAGAAGGCAAAUGAUGGGCAGCUCAAUGACUAACCUCACCAGCUCCUUUGGCUUGGCCUCUGUGUCGUCUCUGAGUGGGAGUGUGAUGACCAUGUACAGCGACUUUGGGAACGUGGAGGUUCAGGGAAGCAUCCAGUUCUCCAUCAACUACAUCCAGAGGCUCAGAGAGUUUCACAUCUUUGUGGCCGAGUGUCGAGACUUGGCUGCAGUCGACCCGAAGAGAGGCCGCUCUGAUCCGUAUGUCAAAAGCUACCUGGUUCCUGACAAAGCUAACCUUGGAAAGAGGAAAACAUCUGUGAAAAAGAAAACGCUUAAUCCGACGUUCAACGAGAUCCUCAGAUAUCGAGUUCGCAUGGAGUAUCUCAGGACCCAGACGCUCAUUCUCUCCGUUUGGCAUCAUGACACCUUUGGCAGGAACAGCUUCCUGGGUGAGGUGGACGUGGAGCUCUCUAAGUGGGACUUCGACCACACCCAGAUGAAUUACUUGGCUCUGAAACCGAGGAACACACCGACUGUAGCACCAUCAAAUGGCCGAGGAGAGAUGAGACUCGCUAUACGGUUCCUGCCACAAAUCACCCACAGUGAAGGUAUAGCUAAAGAUGGUCCCAACACCGGAGAGAUUCACAUUUGGGUAAAAGAAUGCAAGAACCUGCCUCUGAUCAGAGCCACCAUCGACCCAUAUGUUAAGUGCUUUGUGCUGCCAGACACGAGCAGGAAAAGUCGGCAGAAGACUCGUGUGCUGCGGAGGACAGUAGAUCCGGUGUUUAACCAUACGAUGGUGUAUGACGGCAUCACAGAGGCCGAUCUUACCGAGGCUUGUGUGGAGCUCACAGUCUGGGACCGAGACAGACUCGCCAGCAACCUGCUGGGAGGCCUGAGGCUCGGUGGUGGAACAGGUAGAAGUUAUGGAGCGGUGGUGGACUGGAUGGACUCCAGUCCUUAUGAGGUGGCUCUGUGGGAGCGAAUGAUGGCUUCUCCAACUGAAUGGGUGGAGGAUGUUCUUCCACUGAGGAUCCUGAACUCUGCAAGAAACACUUUUAGAUAAAUAGGCUAUACCAAACAUAUACAAGACUAUAUAUUUAUAUAUAUACUAGAUAUAUUUUGCAGGUAUAAACUAUGUAAAUUAAUUUUUAUAAGGAUUCACUGCCUUGAUUGAAACUCAGUCAGGAAGAACUUCAAAAGUCAGGUGAAAAUAAAGUGAAGGCACUGGAGAGAAAGGUUGGAAUCAGCAAUAGAGACAACUACAGUGACGUCUAACCAAGCAAUUUUCUAACGGCUGGCAUUGUCAACACUUCAGGAUGCCAACUGAAGCUCCUCAGGUUUUUAAAGAAAAGUGUGAUAAAAUUAGAAACAAAAGCCUCUCUUUAAAGUGAGUUGUGUAGAGAUUCAGACAGAAUGUUAGAAAACUUUAUAGGAGGGGAUAAAAUGAACUUUGGCCCAAUGAGAUCCAAAGAACUUCAUUACAAGGCAACUGGACUUCUUUUUUAUUGGUUCUUGGAGAUGUUUCAUCUCUCAUCCAAGAUGCUUCUAAGUUCGAACUGACUGACGGCGAGUCCCAGAUUCCACUGUCAGAAGUACAACCCCUGUCAAAAGUUUUAGGACACUUUCUCAUUCAAAUAAAGAACCUGUCCUACAACUUUUGACAGGGGGUGUAUCUACCAAAUUUGGUACACAUAUGCAGCACAUCAGGCUGAAGAAAAAAGUCAGUGACUGCCACAUUCCAAACCCAACAGGAAGUGAGCUAUUUUGCGUUGAAUGUCAAAUUUUACCCAUUUUUCACUUUUUCCUAGGGAGAAACUCCAAUUCACCUCAAAUUCGGCCAGUACAUACAGGAGGCCAUAAUGAACCAAAGUUAUUAAAAUCUUUUUCCAAAGUCAAAAGGUAUGUCCAUGGCGGCCUCUGGAAUUUUGAUCCUUCGCCAUGAAAUUUCAAAUGCUGUGUAAAUGCCCUGAACAUGCUCCAAUCUGCCUGAAACUUUACAUGUAUGAUCAGAGUCCUGCCCUGAUCACAUCCAUAUGAUGAAAUACACCCCCUGUCAAAAGCUGUAGGACAGGUUCUACUUUAUUUGAAUGAAACAGUGUCCUAAAACUUUUGACGGGAGGUGUAUAUCUAAAAAUAUAUCUGAAACUGGCUAUCAUGUUCAGGAAUGAUUAAGGAUGUUAAUGGUGGUUAAAAUGUCUGGGAAGAGGUUUCAAGACUGCAUUGUAAGUACCUGAUAACUGGUGUCUUAGACUGAGAAGAGUUUCACUGCUCUUCAGACCCAGCGAUGUUUUUAUACAAAUUCUGGUUCACCCUGAAGUUAAAGCACACAAACACAAGCUGAGCAAUGUCACUUGUGCAGUCCAGUUCUGCAAAGAGUGUACAGACCUAGACACAAGAGAGAUUAAACAACACCUCCGUAAGCGCAUUAACAGCAGAGCAGCUCCUCAGGAUAAGACCCAGCAGUUAAAAACAGCUUUUUCCACAUUUUGGACAAAGAUAUACAUAUAGAAAGCAUUUAUGUUUGACUGGAGCAGCCAUAUAUAAAUGAAAGAGAUGAUCUCCUGGACUACUUAUCAGAUACUUAGAAUGCAGUCUGAAGCUCUCACCAGAAAGUUUCCCCACCAUUAAUUUUUUGUAUUUAUUUGGCACGGACAGUGCGCAUUUAUGAACGCCUAUUCAUACAGCAAUGGGCGUAAAUAUGCCAGAUUAUAGCAGCAAUGCUAAUUUACCUUCGCAGUCCAAAGGUAAAAAGAAAAAACAUAACAGCGAUACAUAAAACAAUAAGUCACAAUAAAAGCACAUUGCAAAAAGUACACAAAGGAAACAUGACAGUGAAACAUGCAAUAAAACAUAGGAGAAUAGGUCGUAAUAAAAAACAAUAAAAGGGCAUUACAAAAUUAAAAUUUGAAGUUAGCACUAAUCUGAAGUUUCCCAACCAUUCACACCUUUGCACACUAACAGCUGUUUAAGUUGGGGAUGACAGUACACAUCUGGGACUCCACAUCCAUCAGACAGAACUGAAGAAGUCUCUUGGAUGUGAAGUGAAACGUCUUCAAGAACCAAAAUAAGAAGUUUGGUUUCCUUCUACUUUGAGAAUUUGGACUUAUGACCUGGGUGACAGAGAUGCCUCAUUUGAUGCAGAUCUCCCUUAAGUUACUUAACUUUGACCUGUUCUUGCCAAACAAUGCAAAGGACCUGUGCAAUGUAUUUUCAAUUGCACUGUACCUUUAGGAAAAGUACCUUUAAAGUAUAUACUUUAUGAUACAUCACUUCAAACCGUCACUAUAGUCUUCAUUUAAGCAGCUGAAUCUUCUGAAACCAUGGUUCCUUUGACUAACACGAAUUUUGACAGUAUUGUUAUAAAUCUAAAUGAAUUGGACAGCAAAUUCAACUGCUGCUCUGAAUUGUAUUAACCCAAAGAUGAAUUAAAGAAACUUAAUGCAGAAUAA
This is a messenger RNA of Acanthochromis polyacanthus (spiny chromis), 8814 nucleotides long. It is a transcript of the gene sytl2b, whose product is annotated as synaptotagmin-like 2b. Gene Ontology annotation, biological process: intracellular protein transport; exocytosis. The coding region runs from base 1611 to 6428 and encodes 1605 amino acids. The transcript has 20 exons. Lineage: Eukaryota; Metazoa; Chordata; Actinopteri; Pomacentridae. Gene Ontology annotation, molecular function: neurexin family protein binding; small GTPase binding. The record is from RefSeq and is a predicted model, not a curated record. Gene Ontology annotation, cellular component: plasma membrane; exocytic vesicle.